AUGCUCGUCCUGCGAGUCCCCAUCCAGGACGGCUGCGCUGUGAUCCCCGCGCCCGGGGGUCGGGCCCGAGGCGGCCGCACGUCGCUGGGCUUCCCGGCGCGUGCGGCCUCCUCCGCCACUCGCCGCGGGCGCUGUCCUUGGUGCUGCCCGGCGCGGCUGGCCGCCGAGACCCGCGGGCGGGACGGGGCGGCCGCUAGCCGGGGCUCCUGCCUACCCGCGGGGCUCCAGCGCACCCACCACCGGGGCUCCCGCCCACCACCGGGGCUCACGCCCACCACCGGGGCUCCCGCCCACCCCGCGGGGGCCCAGCGCGACACUGUAACAGCCCUCAGCAAUGGGGGGUGCGAUGACUGCCCGCACCCACGCGGCCGGGGACGCGGCGGCUGCGGCGGCGGCGGCGGCGGCUGGGGGCGGCCCCGGGGCGGCGGCGGGGCCCGGGGGCGCGGCGCGGGCCGGGGCGCGGGGCGCGGCCGGGGCCGGCGGCGCCGGGCGGUGGCGGCCGUGUCGGUGGAGCCGCACCGGCACGAGGGCGUGUUCGUGUACCGCGGGGCGGAGGACGCGCUGGCCACGCGCAACCUGGUGCCCGGGCUGUCGGUGUACGGCGAGCGGCGCGUCACGGUGGGCGAGGGCGGCGCGCGGCUCGAGUACCGCACCUGGAACCCGUUCCGCUCCAAGCUGGCGGCCGCCAUCCUGGGCGGCGUGGAGCAGCUCCACAUCCGGCCGCGCUCCCGCGUGCUGUACCUGGGCGCCGCCUCGGGCGCCACGGUGUCGCACGUGUCGGACAUCGUCGGGCCCGACGGCCUGGUCUACGCCGUGGAGUUCUCGCCCCGCGCCGGCCGCGACCUGCUCAACGUGGCCAAGAAGCGCACCAACAUCGUGCCGGUGCUGGAGGACGCGCGCCACCCGCUGCGCUACCGCAUGCUGGUGGGCAUGGUGGACGUGCUGGUGGCCGACGUGGCGCAGCCCGACCAGGCGCGCAUCGCCGCGCUCAACGCGCACGCCUUCCUGCGCGUCGGCGGCCACUUCCUCGUGUCGGUGCGGGCGCCGCGCGCGGGCGCGGGCGCGGCCCAGGCCGCCCUGGCCGCCGAGCUGCGCCGGCUGCAGCAGGAGAACCUGCGGCCGCAGGAGCAGCUGACGCUGGAGCCCUACGAGCGCGAGCACGCCGUGGUGGUGGGCGUCUACCGGCCCCCGCCCAGGGACAAGUAG
Perognathus longimembris pacificus (Pacific pocket mouse) is the source of this 1206-nucleotide messenger RNA. RefSeq names its product rRNA/tRNA 2'-O-methyltransferase fibrillarin-like protein 1. Gene Ontology annotation, cellular component: box C/D methylation guide snoRNP complex; small-subunit processome; Cajal body. The record is from RefSeq and is a predicted model, not a curated record. Gene Ontology annotation, molecular function: histone H2AQ104 methyltransferase activity; RNA binding; rRNA methyltransferase activity. Gene Ontology annotation, biological process: box C/D sno(s)RNA 3'-end processing; rRNA methylation. NCBI's taxonomy places the organism in Eukaryota, Metazoa, Chordata, Mammalia, Rodentia, Heteromyidae.